This is a messenger RNA of Loxodonta africana (African savanna elephant), 4346 nucleotides long. RefSeq names its product LDL receptor related protein 3 (gene LRP3). Gene Ontology annotation, cellular component: plasma membrane. The record is from RefSeq and is a predicted model, not a curated record. Lineage: Eukaryota; Metazoa; Chordata; Mammalia; Proboscidea; Elephantidae. Bases 1766 to 4195 code for a protein of 809 amino acids. The transcript has 6 exons. Gene Ontology annotation, molecular function: protein binding.
CGAUGGCUCCCGCGCGGAGGCCACAGAUAGGGCGGGGACCCCUCUUCCUGGGCGUCCCCCAGAGCGCCGGCCUGCUGGAGUCAUAUGCUCGGGAGGGCGACCCUGGGAGCCUCGCCCUGCAGGCCCAGUCCUGGCAAUGGAGUCCCGGCUCUGCCUGGAUCGGAAUAGUGCCUCGGCGCCAGGGAUGAGCAGCACGCUGGGCGGCCAGUCUGUGCAGGCGGCCCGGUCCGCGGCUUUCUGCGGGCCUGCUGCUCUUAGCUUAGCGACUGUUCGGGCCUCCCGAGCUGCGGACAAAAGCGAGGCCGGCGGGUCUGAGGUCGGCUGCUCCUCAGCCAAACUGUUUCCUGUUGAGUUGUGGGGAAGGGAGAGGUUGCCGGCCUGGAGAAGGGACUCAGGAUGCAGAGCACGAGGAUGGCAGGAAGCAGGCACCCAGGAGAACGACCCCUGUUUUCCCUUUGUGUCUUCUUAGACCCAGCUAGGCAGGCCCGGACAGACCAGGGUAGUGUGUUUGUGGAGGGCUGAGGGACCUGUCCAGGCCUGGCACCUGGUGGCAAGGGCUCCCGCCUGCCCUGCCCAGGUUUUUCAGUUCACCUCUCCCAGACCCUCUGUGUGCGCACUGGGGGCUGAAAAAAAAAAAAAACCCAGUGCCGUGGAGUGGAUUCCGACUCAUAGCUACCUCAAUCCACAUGGCCCUUUUAUUUACCACUAGAAGGAAGGAGGCCAUUUCCAGAGCUGAGGGUUCUUAGGGGCAUGGCUAACCCCUGGUGACACUGAUGAGGGCUCUGAAACCCCUACAGGCUUCCUGAAGCUACUGAAAUGGAAAGCCUGUCCGUUUCAAGCUGCGCCCCUCCUCACCCCACCCCCAAGAAACAGGAAGCUCUGAGUUGGGGGAAAGUCCCUGCCCUGUCCCAGCAGGGUAAAUGGGUCUAAAUAAAUAAGGGAGCUGUAAAUAGGGUUGGGUCUUAUACCUCCUCCUCCCCCCACAGUCUGGUCUGGACUGUGAGCUGCUGGAUGCUGGGCUUCCCUGGUGGGCAGGACCGGGGGACAGGCCCUCAGCUUUCCCAAGGUUCUCUGUGCGAGGAGAUAUGGCAUGGCUUCUGUCCAGCAGAGCCUAGGCUUCCUGAGAGGAGGCAGCUGCAGGUGUGGGCUUACCCCACCCGAGAUGCUCCAGGCUUCCAUUGGCACCCUUGGUGGUGGGGAGCAUCUUGAAUCCCGGGGAACUGGGUGUGCCCUCCUUUGCCCACCCGUACCCUCAUCCUGAGAAACCCCGCAGGAGAGCAGUAGUUGAAAGCGAAUGACAAACUCCGUGGAGGUGGGUAUUGAGGCCAGCUCUUUGCCCCAGGGUCAGCACAGCACAAUGAGGAGGACCCUGAACUGAGAUUUAGCACCGUCAUAGCUUGUCUCGGGGGCUUUUAGAUUCCUUCCCGGUAAAACAAAGAUAACAGGAACUGCUUCCUCUCCCUCCCCGGCUGCUGGGUGGAUGAGGCGACUGACAGAGCCUCUUAGGAAGAAAACCCCAAAGUGGAAGGAGCCCUCCUGACAGGCAGAGCCUGGGGUUCAGGCCAGCUCCCUGACCUGGGCUGAGCAAGGGCCCCUCUCUGAUGGGCCUGACAUGAGACAGUCACACCUUCCCCUCCCCCCACUGAAUCAGAAUUCCCAGGCCUGGGAGCUGCAGGAGUGGUCCCAUGAACCCGGGCUUGCACGCUGUUCUUGGCUGUGGGUGUGCCAUGAUGGAUGCUGAGACCCUCUGGGACCGUGGCUGCCCAUGUCAGCAGGAGCCAGUGGAGUGGGAGUCUCCGUUGCUGCCCUCUGGGCCUUGCCCUGUGAGGUGAAGGGAAACCAGCCUCAAGCCCAGGCUGUGUUGUCUCGUCCCUCACAGGGGCUGCUGGCUGGCCCUCGGUGGGUGCCUGGUGUCCGAGAGCCACCCCCACUGACCCUCUUUGUGUCUCCCACAGUGAACUUCUUUCUCACUGGGAGGCUUAGCAGUGCAGUUCCCGCCCUUGCUGCCUGCAGUGGGAAGCUGGAGCAGCACACGGAGCGACGUGGUGUCAUCUACAGCCCAGCCUGGCCCCUCAACUACCCGCCGGGCACCAACUGCAGCUGGUACAUCCAGGGUGACCGUGGGGACAUGAUCACCAUCAGCUUCCGCAACUUUGACGUGGAGGAGUCCCACCAGUGCUCCCUGGACUGGCUCAUGCUGGGCCCAGCGGCCCCGCCCCGCCAGGAGGCCUUCCGGCUCUGUGGCUCUGCCAUCCCACCUGCCUUCAUCUCUGCCCGGGACCACGUCUGGAUCUUCUUCCACUCUGACGCUUCCAGCUCUGGCCAGGCCCAGGGCUUCCGUCUCUCAUACAUCCGAGGGAAGCUGGGCCAGGCGUCCUGCCAGGCUGAUGAGUUCCGCUGCGACAAUGGCAAGUGCCUGCCAGGCCCGUGGCAGUGUAACACCGUGGAUGAGUGUGGGGACGGCUCUGACGAGGGCAACUGCUCGGCACCCGCCUCUGAGCCGCCGGGCAGCCUGUGCCCGGGCGGCACCUUCCCCUGCAGUGGGGCGCGCUCCACGCGCUGCCUCCCUGUGGAGCGGCGCUGUGAUGGCACACAGGACUGCGGUGAUGGCUCCGACGAGGCUGGCUGCCCGGACCUGGCGUGUGGCCGGCGGCUGGGCAGCUUCUACGGCUCCUUUGCCUCCCCUGACCUGUUUGGUGCAGCCCGGGGCCCUUCGGACCUUCACUGCACGUGGCUGGUGGACACGCAGGACCCAAGGCGCGUGCUGCUGCAGCUGGAGCUGCGACUGGGCUACGAUGACUAUGUGCAGGUGUAUGAGGGCCUGGGUGAGCGCGGGGACCGCCUGCUGCAGACGCUGUCCUACCGCAGCAACCACCGGCCCGUGAGCCUCGAGGCUGCCCAGGGCCGCCUCACCGUGGCCUACCACGCCCGCGCCCGCAGCGCUGGCCAUGGCUUCAACGCCACAUACCAGGUGAAGGGCUACUGUCUCCCAUGGGAGCAGCCAUGUGGCAGCAGCAGCGAGGGGGACGUGGGGGAUGCAGGGGAUCAGGGCUGCUUCUCGGAGCCACAGCGCUGUGAUGGCUGGUGGCACUGUGCCAGUGGCCGCGAUGAGCAGGGCUGCCCCGCCUGCCCGCCUGACCAGUACCCCUGCGAGGGUGGCAGUGGCCUGUGCUACACACUCGCUGACCGCUGCAACAACCAGAAAAGCUGCCCUGAUGGUGCCGACGAGAAGAACUGCUUCUCCUGCCAGCCCGGCACCUUCCACUGUGGCACCAACCUGUGCAUCUUUGAGACGUGGCGCUGCGACGGCCAAGAGGACUGCCAGGACGGCAGUGACGAGCAUGGCUGCCUGGCUGCCGUGCCCCGAAAGGUCAUCACCGCUGCCCUAAUCGGCAGCCUCGUCUGCGGUCUGCUCCUCGUCAUCGCUCUGGGCUGCGCCUUCAAGCUCUACUCACUGCGCACGCAGGAGUACAGGGCCUUUGAGACCCAGAUGACACGCCUGGAGGCCGAAUUUGUGCGGCGGGAGGCACCCCCAUCCUACGGUCAGCUCAUUGCACAGGGCCUCAUUCCACCCGUGGAGGACUUUCCUGUCUACAGCGCAUCCCAGGCCUCGGUGCUACAGAACCUUCGCACAGCCAUGCGGAGACAGAUGCGCCGGCACGCCUCCCGCCGCGGACCCUCCCGCCGCCGCCUUGGCCGCCUCUGGAAUAGGCUCUUCCACCGGCCACGGGUGCCACGCGGCCAGAUCCCGCUGCUGACUGCCACACGCACCUCACAGACAGUGCUGGGCAACGGGCUCCUCCAGCCUGCACUGGGGGCUGCCCCGGAUCCCCCGGCAUCCCUUACGGACACAGGCAGCCCCGGGGCAGCUGGUGAUGGGCUCCCCAGUGCCCCCGGCCAUGCGCCUGAGGGGGGACCUUCAGUGUCACUGCCCCCCACCGGCCUGCAGGACCCAGAGUACAGGCCCAUGGACAAGGACAGAAAGGCCUGCCGGGAUGCUCUGGUGGACCUCCCAGCCCCUGGGGACAUGCCUCGGGAGCCCUGCUUGGCCCAGGACCCCCAUGCCCCGGCCAUCACUGCCUGCAGCAACCUUGGCCCCCACCCACCAGAGCCGCCGGGGGUCUGCAGGAGCCCCCCGCCAGCCUGCUCCCCGAUAUUGGAGGGCAGCGACGACGAGGCUUUGCUGGUCUGCUGACCCACUCGACGUGCUGGUGACUGCCACAGCCCCGCUUUGUAACCAGGGAAUACACAGUCGUUUCUACCCUGCCUCCGCAUCCUUCUUUCUUAUGGGGAAGCCCACAUGGAACCCUGUGGAGGGGCUGGGCCCUCAACCAGCUUUUCUGUCA